AUGAACAGGCUGGCUUGCAGCGACUCCGCCGUGCAUCCCGGCAUCAUGGCUGGAAUUUACGGAAGUAAGGACAAGGGCGCAUACAGCGUGGUGCUGUCCGGCGGCUAUGACGACGACGAGGAUGAAGGAGAAAGUUUUGUAUACACUGGCUGCGGGGGUAGCGACAACAAGGUGAGGUUCACACGGGUCCUCGCAGGAAACCAACGCUCAACCCGCAUGGGCCCGCAACUAUUCGACCAAACAUUCGGCAACAGCAGAAACAAGUCUCUGUUGAUAUCGUCGAAGACGGGGAAGCCCGUUCGUGUUGUAAGGGGUUAUAACCUUGAUUCUGACUGGGCUCCAGCAAGUGGGUACCGUUACGACGGGCUCUAUCGCGUCGUGGAUGCAUGGAGACAGAAAGGCAAAUCUGGGCAUCUAGUCUGCAAAUACGAGUUUAAGGUAUGCCUUUCACACGGAUUUCCUCAAGUAUAA
Messenger RNA from Laetiporus sulphureus 93-53, 471 nucleotides. Its product is annotated as SRA-YDG. Gene Ontology annotation, molecular function: ubiquitin protein ligase activity. Bases 1 to 471 code for a protein of 156 amino acids. Lineage: Eukaryota; Fungi; Basidiomycota; Agaricomycetes; Polyporales; Laetiporaceae. Gene Ontology annotation, biological process: protein ubiquitination; negative regulation of gene expression via chromosomal CpG island methylation. The transcript is spliced from 6 exons. The record is from RefSeq and is a predicted model, not a curated record.